UUCUUCAAAAUCUAGGCCGUCAGGUGGUGAUCGUUGAUGUGUCAGGGGAGCACUUAGUCACUUUCAGCAUACUGAGAGGCGCCUGGACACUAUGAACCUCCACGAUUUCUUUCGAUCUUUCAUGGGCUUUCCACCGCGCAGGGAACCGAGUUCGGGAGACCCGCCGUACGCGGACAAUGGUGGUUUCGGACGGGACGACAACCCAUACGAAGGCUCAAUGUUCGGCGACCCGUGGGAUAUGUUCCGGCACCUUGACAGCGUCUUCCGCAACUUCGGACUGACUGAGUUUCCUCCUUUCCCCCAUGGAACCGACGUACCCGCUGUAGAAGGACAAGAUCCUGGCGAGACAGGCCACCUGCGUGAUCACAUGCUCAAAGUUCCGGACUACCGUGAGCCGUUCCUGGGAGCUCCAGAUAUGUUUCCUAACCUUCCCCCUGGACCUGCCCAGCCAGAGGAGGUUCCAUAUAAGGACAUAGAUCUGGAUGAGCAUGUGGCCAGGAGUGGCCUGGACAGCCUGUUGGCCCCAGUCCCUUUUGAGGCACCUCAGCAGGUUCCUGACUGGGGAGGCAGCAGCAGUUCACUGCGCACAUUCUCUUCACACAACGGGAAAAUUCAAGAACGCACAGUUGUCAGGGAUGCCCAAGGCAAUGAGGAAGUUACAGAGCGCCGGAGCCUGGGUGAGCGGUCUAUGAUUGUUCGUACCAUCAAGAGACCAGACGGAGUCACAGAAAUACAGGAACAGUACAUAAACAUGGAUGAAGGCGAAAAGGCAGCAUUCGAGCAGAUGUGGCAGGGUUCGUCUGCGAUUCCGUCUGACCACAGUAUGACCGAUGGAGCCAUCUUCCGCAGGCUAUUUGGCUUCCUUCCACAAAGCAGGUCGCAAUAAACAGUGGUUUUCGACCUUAGAAUUGCAUGUCUGCACAGAAGCACUACAUGUACAAUAGACAAUACUUAUUUACGAUGCAUGGUGGAUAUUAGAUUUAAUUUAAAAAUAGAAAUCCAGACCAUGUGAAAGUGCUUAUAAACAAAUGUAAAAUUGUGUCUGCAUUUGAUGAGAGAUUAAUGUAAAAAAAGCACUACUAUGAUGUGCUUUGGCUGAAUAUUUAAACCAUACUUGUAAGGCUUUUGUAAACACAAAUUGGAGCUACACCAAACACUGAAAAAUUAGCCCCGGCCUACCAGAUAACAUCCCCAGGUGCAACUCGAAGAUAUUGUUCAUUUUCACUGUGGAUCUUGGCGAAAAAUGUAAAUGUGAACUCAAUUCACAUACUUUCAGGCCUUGAAAUUAUUACUUUUGUAAGUUGGAAAGAUUUUACUCAUGUUGCAGUUGAGAGGCUUCACUGUCACUUGUUACCAUGCGUCAAAGGUUAGACGGUUGCAAGCUUUUGUAAUGAAGAGAAUUUUGUGCUUGUAUAUGCUAGUCACCAUACCUCCUUUUCUCUGUGCAAAAGCUGACCCACAUUUUUUCUUUUGUUUCUUCCCUUUAUAUCUAGCAUGUCUGAACUAACAUAAAAAACUGUGAUAUAACUAUGCAGUGUACUUUAUUAUAAAUUCCUUGUACUUUGCUGCUGUUUAGUUUAUUUAGAAGGCUUCAGAGGCAGGUUACAAUAUAGUUCUGUCACACCGGUGACAUUGUUUUCAUUUAUUAACACCUUACAGAUUUUGGUGGAAGUCACUGUGCUAAACUUUUUUAAUUAUAGCUGUAAACCCUAUCUUUGCUUACAUUUUGUAUUUAUUUACUAGAUGCAUGCCUAACUUUGUCUUUGCGGGGUUUAUGUAUUAGUGGUGGGGAUGGCACUGCUAUUCUGCUGUUUGGAUUUCACUUGUAUGUAGUUUUCACUUUUAAACAUGUACCCGUUUUAUGUGCAGCGCUAAUAAAAAUGCAUUUACUAUUUU
Molecule: messenger RNA, 1896 nt
Organism: Dermacentor silvarum
Lineage: Eukaryota; Metazoa; Arthropoda; Arachnida; Ixodida; Ixodidae
Exons: 7
Coding region: 92-886 (264 amino acids)
Biological process (GO): negative regulation of apoptotic process; regulation of actin filament polymerization
Cellular component (GO): clathrin-coated vesicle; apical plasma membrane; mitochondrion
Source: RefSeq, a predicted model, not a curated record